AUGGAGAGUGCCAGCCAGAUUUUGGAAGACCAGAAGGGCCAAGUGCAAGAAGAAGAAGGUAGGAGCUUGGAGAUAGAAAAAGAGAAGAGAUUAAUGCUUGCAGCUGCUCAUUAUUUCAAAUCUUUUUCGAAAGAGCUAGAAGUCAAAGAAUAUGAAUCUGGAUACAGAAUAGAUAGUAAAGACAUUGAUCUAAAUUUAUUUGAACAUGAUCAAAAUGUAUUUAGUUAUAUUAAAAAAUUGAGUUUUAUUGAAGAAUUUAAUACAAACAGAUUGUACUUAUCUAAUGUGAAAUGUAGCAAUAAGUAUUUCAUUAAAUUUUUAAAGCUCUCAUUUCCUCAAGAAGUGGAUCUUCUUGCAAUUUACUCAGAACGUGAAUGUAUCAUAAAUGUGUCUCUUUAUUUGAAUGCAAUCACAAGGAUUAGUCCCAGAGUCUUGAAGGAAAUUGAUUUUUAUGGAUUCAGAAUUAACUCUCUCCAAUUGAAAAGACUCAUGAAUGCCUUUAAGCAUGUCUACGAAUUAGGGUAUCGUUGAUGCCAAAUUUCAAUUCCUGCUGUACCUAACUUUCUGGAAGCUUUGAGAGGCACAAAUAUUGAUAUUCUUAUUUUAUCAGGAUCAGAGAUUUAUGAAAAUGGAGACAAGGAGGAUAGUCCACAAACAUUCACAAAUCUAAUUGAAGGUCUGGCAACUUCUCCUGAUUUCAGACAGAGUCUAAAGCAAGUUGAGGCUUACCACUGUGAAGUUGAGCAAGUUAAGGUAUUACAACUUCUUCUUGAAAAUGGAUUUAAUGAAUCAGUAAAAUUAUUUAUGUAA
Molecule: messenger RNA, 810 nt
Organism: Moneuplotes crassus
Lineage: Eukaryota; Ciliophora; Spirotrichea; Euplotida; Euplotidae
Source: the annotation of a GenBank genome assembly